GGAGAAAAAACAGAAAAAAUUGACUUAAAAAAAGAAAAUAAAAUAAAAUAUAAAACGGGAGGAAACGAGAGAAUGAUGAGGUGGUGAAAGAAAAUGUGAAAGAGAAGCAGAAACCUUUGAUCCAAAAAGUUUACAGUUUUUUUUUUUUUUUUAAUUUUUUUUCUCUCACUUUCUCGCUUCCCAAACACUCCCUCUCCUUUUUUUAGUAUUACAUUUUUCUUGCGCUCUUCCACUCCUCAAAUUUCGAAGCAAAGAAAAGCGAAAAAACAAACCUUUUUUUUUAGCUAAGUUGAAAUUUGAGGUUUAAGGCAAUGGGAGCUCGUUGCUCCAAACUAUCACUUUGCUGGUGGCCGUCAAAUCUCAAGUCAAACCUCUACGACUCCUCCGACCUCGAGAAUGGGAAGGAAGCGUUACCUGGAUUCAGCCAGUACAGCUUGAACCAGCUAAGAGCCGCCACCUCAGGAUUCUGUGCAGACAACAUUGUCUCGGAGCAUGGAGAGAAAGCUCCCAAUGUAGUUUACCGAGGGAAGCUCGACGACGAUCGUUUGAUCGCCGUUAAACGCUUCAAUAGAUCGGCUUGGCCUGAUCCUAGACAGUUCCUCGAGGAAGCGAGGGCGGUUGGGCAAUUAAGAAGUGAUCGGUUGGCGAAUUUGAUUGGUUGUUGCUGUGAAGGAGAUGACAGAUUGUUAGUUGCUGAGUUUAUGCCUAAUGAGACUCUCUCUAAGCAUCUUUUUCACUGGGAGAAUCAGCAUAUGAGAUGGCCAAUGAGGCUUAGAGUGGCGCUAUAUCUAGCGCAAGCGCUUGAAUAUUGCAGUAGUAGAGGGAGGGCAUUGUACCAUGACCUUAAUGCUUAUAGAAUCUUGUUUGAUCAGGACGGUGACCCCCGACUCUCUACCUUUGGCCUUAUGAAGAAUAGCAGAGAUGGAAAAAGUUAUAGUACAAACUUGGCUUUCACCCCUCCAGAGUACUUAAGGACGGGAAGGGUUAUACCAGAGAGUGUGGUUUACAGUUUUGGCACCCUAUUGCUUGAUCUUCUCAGCGGCAAGCAUAUACCACCAAGCCAUGCACUGGACCUAAUACGCGGGAAAAACUUUCUGACACUAAUGGACUCAUGUCUGGAGGGUCAUUUGUCAAAUGAUGAUGGAACUGAAUUAAUGCGGUUAGCUUCACGCUGUUUGCAGUAUGAACCUCGUGAGAGGCCAAAUGUGAAGUCUCUUGUCACUGCUCUUACUCCACUUCAGAAGGAAACUGAGGUUCCAUCUCAUGUUUUGAUGGGCAUUCCACAUGGAACGGCAUCCUCAAUGCAAACAAUGGUACUGACACCUCUGGGAGAAGCAUGCUCAAGAAUGGAUCUUACUGCAAUACAUGAAAUAUUGGAGAAGAUUGGAUACAAAGAUGAUGAGGGGAUUGCAAAUGAGCUUUCUUUCCAAAUGUGGACAGAUCAGAUACAGGAGACUCUGAAUUCGAAAAAACGUGGAGAUACUGCUUUUCGAGCAAAAGACUUUGGAACAGCCAUCGGAUGUUACACUCAUUUCAUUGAUAGUGGGACGAUGGUAUCACCAACUGUGUUUUCCAGACGCUGCUUGUGCUACUUGAUGAAUGACAUGCCACAAGAAGCACUUGGAGAUGCUAUGGAAGCCCAGGUAAUAUCUCCUGAAUGGCCCACAGCAUUCUAUCUCCAGGCUGCUGCUCUGUUUAGCCUUGGGAUGGACAACGACGCCCAGGAAACGCUCAAAGACGGUACGAAUUUGGAAGCCAAAAAACAUAGAAACUGAAAGUGUAUAGGCCCUUUUUUUCCUUUCACUUUUAAUUAUCUCUUGUAUCUUCCUGUCUUCAUGUUUCCUCAGCACCACAGAGUAACUUUACCGUUCAUAUUCUGGUUAUGGUGUACUCUUUUAUUUCUCAUUCUGGAUGCUAUAUUUUAAGAUGAUAAUAAGAAAGAAAUUUUCAUUUUUGAAUUUGACAUCAAGGAGAUCUGCCUAUCCAUCCUUGGCCCAUAUAUCUACUGAUUGAUUAACGAUUAGGGCGAUGCAAUUCACCAAAGAGCAAUGCUUAUUUUCAUUAUCAAGCAAGUUUGGCAUGUUUAUUCACCAAAGAGCAGUGCUAC
This is a messenger RNA of Durio zibethinus, 2107 nucleotides long. Its product is annotated as serine/threonine-protein kinase BSK5-like. Gene Ontology annotation, molecular function: protein binding; ATP binding; protein kinase activity. Lineage: Eukaryota; Viridiplantae; Streptophyta; Magnoliopsida; Malvales; Malvaceae. Gene Ontology annotation, biological process: brassinosteroid mediated signaling pathway; protein phosphorylation. The record is from RefSeq and is a predicted model, not a curated record.